AGGGUCCUUGAAGAGCAAAUGGAGGUAUUGAGAAGCAAAGAGGGAGGGUUAUUGAGAUGGGAAGAUAUACAGAAGAUGAAGUAUACGUGGUGCGUGGCAUGCGAAGUAAUGAGGUUGGCUCCACCUGCCAAUGGUUCUUUCAGAGAGGCCAUUCCCGACUUUACUUACGCCGGUUAUACCAUUCCAAAGGGAUGGAAGGCGUUUUGGACGGUGCAUACAACAAACAAGAAUCCCACAUACUUCCCGGAUCCUGAGAGAUUCGAUCCAUCAAGAUUCGAAGGAAAUGGUCCAGCGCCCUACGCGUUUGUGCCAUUCGGGGGAGGUCCUCGGAUGUGUCCAGGAAAAGAGUAUGCGAGACUUGAAAUCCUGACAUUCAUACACAACCUCAUCACCAGUUUCAAAUGGACCAAAAUCAACCCCCAAGAGAAGAUCUCCUACAUCCCUUCUCCCAUUCCCGAGGAGGGCCUCCCCAUCAGCAUACAACCAAUGCCAAAUUAA
Molecule: messenger RNA, 498 nt
Organism: Hibiscus syriacus
Lineage: Eukaryota; Viridiplantae; Streptophyta; Magnoliopsida; Malvales; Malvaceae
Product: beta-amyrin 6-beta-monooxygenase-like
Exons: 3
Coding region: 19-498 (159 amino acids)
Biological process (GO): sterol metabolic process
Molecular function (GO): oxidoreductase activity, acting on paired donors, with incorporation or reduction of molecular oxygen; monooxygenase activity; iron ion binding
Source: RefSeq, a predicted model, not a curated record